Punica granatum (pomegranate) is the source of this 755-nucleotide messenger RNA. The record is from RefSeq and is a predicted model, not a curated record. Lineage: Eukaryota; Viridiplantae; Streptophyta; Magnoliopsida; Myrtales; Lythraceae.
AUCAGUUUCCAUAACGUCCCGGCCAUCUCUCUUCUCUCUCUCUGCUCUGCUCAACGGAUAGAGACUCCGAGACUGAGACAGAGACGCCAUUCCCUCUCCCUCACACCACGCCAAACCAAAACCCCUCUCCCUCCGCCUCAGAUCUCACCUCUCUUCCGCCUUCUUAUAUACCUUUCUCGCCGGAACUCUGCUCGCAUUCAUCGAUCUCAAGCAUCACACAGUCGGAGGCAGCGAGAGAAUAUAAGCAAGAAGCAGAGAGAGGAUGUGUUGCUGCGGGAGCAGGAUGUGCAUGCUGUGCACGUGCCUCAUCCUUGUGGUGAUCCUGAUCGGGCUCCUCUUCGGCUUCGGCGUAUUCAAGCAUGGCUUCCACAAGGUCAAGGACACCUUCGACGCCUGCGACCCUCACCACUUCAAUGCCACCUUCUGCGGCUCUCGCGUCACCGGCAGGCCCUUCUUCGCUCCUCCCCCCCUUCAGUAACUGAACUAGAUAUGAUAUCCGAAUCUGAUUGAUCCAUUGAUCGCCGGCUUCCGCUUGAUUGUUUCCCUCUCCCCGUGUUUUCAGUUUAUUCCGUUAGGUUUUGAAUUUCUUGGCGGGCAGCUGGUGUAGAUAAUCUUGGUUGGGUCAUGGAUUUUCAAAUUAUGGUUUGAUCGAUCCUCAUUCGAUGAUUUAUCGGAAUUACUACUAUCAUUGUUACUGAUUCUCUGGAUCGCAAUGUUGUUCGAGAAUAAAUCCAACAUCACAACUCCCUUUUUAA